GCAGCAUCUGACACCUCCAUCUCUCCAGAUCAACGCCGCGACCAUCCACCCAUCUCUUAUUCUCUUUGCACUGUGCUGCUGAUUGCCUGUUCUUCUCCGCAUUGGAAAACAAGGCGAAGCCUUAGUUUUGCAUUUCUCGGUUGUCUCUCUUGCUAUUAGCGGUCGGAGGCUUGCGCCAUCCUUACCCGCUUGCUCCGUUCAACCUCAUCUGUUUCCGCACCACACCGCCUUGCAACUCGCUCCAACACUUCUGGUCCCGCGAUAUCGACUCAUCCGUCGCAUUCAUACAAAAACAAGCACAGGUUGAGCAUAGCACCAGCUCUUUAUUAUGGCUGACCCCAAUAGUCCGGAGCUUGCUCAUUUGCGGCUCACUGCGGAAGAGAAGCGCUUUUUUGCCCAGCUGUUCAACCAGGCAGACCCGGAUACUCUUGGGAUCGUCACCGGAGAUGUUGCCGUGAAGUUCUUUCAGAGGACCAAGCUCGCGUCAGACGUCCUCGGACGGAUAUGGCAGGUAGCCGACCAAGAAAACCGAGGUUUCUUAGACUUUUCGGGUUUUUGUCAAUCACUCAGAUUGAUCGCGCACUACCAAGAAGGUCAACUGGAACCAACAACAGAGCUCGCUCGAAGACCUGGCCCACUUGCGAAAUUCGAAGGACUCAACAUGCCAGCGGCACCGACCCCGCCGCCUCCGGCUGCUCCCAUUCAAGCACAAUCGAGCGGCGGUCCGAUUCGCGUACCACCCCUAACUUCAGAGAAAGCGAUGGAUUAUAGGGCAUUGUUUCAAACCACCGACCAGGUCAACGGGCUACUCGGAGGAACCGAAGCCAGGAAUAUCUUCGAGAAAGCCCGAUUACCGAACGAUGUCUUGAGUCGAAUCUGGACUUUGGCCGACACCCAUGAAAGAGGAGCUCUGGAUGAGACUGACUUUGUGAUUUCUAUGCAUCUCGUCUCAUCCCUCAAGUCCCGCGCCAUGCCAGCAUUGCCUGUGAAACUCCCUCCUGGCCUUUAUGAAGCUGCCUCACGCCGGACACCCGUUCCUCGACAAUUUAGCGGCCAAAACGCUCAGAGGACGAGUAGCCCGCUUACGAAGUACCCACCGUUUGCUCCUCCAACAGCGGCGCCGGGAGAAUGGCUCAUCGAUCCACAUAUGAAGCAGAGGGCUGACGAGUUGUUCAACACUAUGGACCCGGGCCGGUCUGGAUUUCUGGGUGGUGAUGUCGCGGCCGUCUAUUUCAAAGAUUCCAAACUUGCAGACGAGAUAUUGGCGCAGAUCUGGGAUCUUUCCGACAUCGACCACGACGGUCGGUUGAACCGGGAUGAAUUCGCCGUGGCGUUAUAUCUUAUUCGGACGCAAAAUCAACGAUCUCCCCCACCACUUCCGGCAGCGUUGCCGCCGAAUCUGGUUCCUCCCAGCAUGCGAAAUCAAGCACAGAUCCCGCCGCCGCCCCAACCAUCAUCUGCGACCCCUUUCGAUGGCUUUCAGCCCGCAUCAUCUGCUCCGAAGCUUGCAUCUGAGGACUUGUUUGGGCUGGAUGCGUUUUCCGGCUCUGCUCCCGCUCAGACUCAGCAGACAACUGGAGAAUCUGGAACCCAAUCGAAAACAUUCGACUCUGACCCAUUCGGCAGCAAGCCUAGCUCCCCGUCGGCUUCACAGACGUUCCCUUCAGCUGCCCGGAGCCAAACCCAGUUCAAACCGUUCAUGCCCACGUCCUCGUUUGGUCAAACUUUGACCUCCCACUCCACCGGCGGCUCUGGAGCGGAGAGACCCCAAGCGAAGAGCCCACAGGCCGUAAUGGAUGAUCUCCUAGGGGACAAUGACCCCGAAGUUAGCAAGAAGUUGACGCCCGAUACUUCGGAGCUUGCGAAUAUGUCGAAUGAGCUGCGCCAGCUUGCAAACAAGACGAAGGAGGUGCAAUCGAAGAAAUCGGCAACGGAAAGUGAUCUAAGCAGCACGAACACGCAGAAGCGUGAUCUCCAGCUUCGGCUGUCACAGUUCCGCUCUCAGUAUGAGCAGGAAGUCAAAGUGGUUAAAGAUUUGGAAGACCGCCUGGCUUCUAGUCGCAAUGAUGCUCAAAAGUUGCAGAAGGAGUUCGCCAUGCUUGAAGGCACGUAUCAAGAUUUGCAGGUGCAACACCGCCAAUCCGCAGAACAGCUCCAAUCAGCGCAACGAGAGAAUACCUCUCUUCGAGAGCGUAUCGGCCAAACGAACAACGAAGUGGCCCAACUAAAGCCGCUGAUUGAAAAGCUCCGUAACGAAGCCCGCCACCAGAAAGGGAUGGUCUCUAUCAACAAGAAGCAACUUGCAACAAAUGAGGGCGAGCGUGAGAAGCUCAAGUCGGAAAUGAACGAACUGAACCAAGCAAAGCAAGCGUCCAGAAGCGCAGCAGCCGAUCAGACCGGGUCUCCCGUGACGAGUCCUGCUCCCAGUGCGGCGAGUAAUCAGAGCAUGAAUCCAUUCUUCAGGAAAUCGCCCCAACAGAGCUUCGACAAAACUACAAGCCCGUCUACCUUCACACCGACAAGCCCUGGCGGCACUGCUCACGACAGGUUCGAUAACUUCUUCAACACUGCCUUCGCACCCACGGGGCCGUCGACCAGUCAACCUCCACAGACGUCAUUUGCAUCCAGAACCGACUCUUUCCCACGCUCGAAUGCCCCGAACUUUGCAGCUGCGGCCACCUCUCAUCAAGCUGGCGGAUCUGUGGUUUCGUCCGAAGCAGAUGCCCCAACACCUUCGACCAGCCCGCCCCUAUCGUCUUAUCAAGAGACGAAUGAACCUCCGCCGCCUCCCCAGUCCAGGCAAAUCACAUCCAGCGAGCUCCCCCUACCGAGCAGCAUCCCUCGCACAGACUCUUUCAGCUCCUCAGUGAGAGUCGCAACUCCAGCGAGUCGAAUCGGAGGCGCUGACACCCCGAAAAAUGCGUCUAGCUCCUCUAAUGUGCAGGGUCAAGAAGGGUCCCGCGGUGAAGCAAGCAAGCCAGAGCACUCUGGGUUCCCUCUUCCUGGGGGAUUCCCGUCCACAUCCAGCCCCUUGCAAGCUGAUAUCACCGGUGGUAGUGCCGGUGCGUUCAGCGACAAGAGCAGAAGCAGUGCUCGGCAAACCGACCGAUCUGACCCAUUCUCAUCGGCCACCCGAGGCGGCAAGGUUGACUUUGACGCCGCCUUUGCGUCUUUUGGAACUGGCUCUGGCAAGGCUCCUACAGGUACAAGUGUCAAUGGCGCUUCCUCUUCCGGAGGGGAUGCUUCCAAGAAAUUCAAGGAGGAGUUUCCUCCUAUCGAAGACGUAGGACAGGACGACGAUAGUGAUAGCAAUAGUGAGCCAGCGCAAGGUUUUGAAGAUAGCUUCACGCCAGCUAGCUCUCAGCACCAGCGGAAGGGAAGUGGCCUGUCCGGUGCAGGGACGGGAAAGUCUCAGUCGAGGCCGGGAACGAGCGCUACGGAUACCGGCGAUGAUUUCUUCAAAGUAUCCUCCCAACGCCCGCCCGUUAGCCAGAUUCCAUCGAGCGCAUCGACGGAUCUUCCAACUCCAAAUGCCCAGAAAGGCCCGCCAAGCUAUGAGCAGUCUGUGCCAGCGCGGACCGGAUCCAACCAGUUUCCACCUGAAUUUGGCGGGCUGUUGCCCUCGCGACAAGAUCCGACCUCAGAACCGGGCUCGCAGGCCACGUCACCCGAGAAAACAUUUGCCAGCCCUGCCACGAGCACAUCUGAGAAGACGGCGGGACAGAAUCUAUUUGCAACAGCAUCCGGGGCGUCCUCCGGUCCGACACAGGCCCCGUCCGCCGCGACUUUGCAGCCACAACCCAUCAGUCAGCACCGAUCGCAACCGAGCUUCGGCGAUGAUUUCGACUCCGGAUUCGAUGACUUGACCGAUGCCAAGGAGGGUACCGACGACAAGCUCGACGAUGACGUCGACUUCAUCUCGGCAUCUCGCGACGCGGAUGCCUUUGGCGACUUCAACCCGACCUUUGACUCCCCGACGGCUUCCAAGACGAACACCAUCACAUCCCAUCAAGCCACGCCGACCGGAACUGCACACGGUGCGGGCGCCAGCACCGCGACCACGAGCGACUUCGAACAUAUGUCCCAAAGCUUCGCGACGUCCGGCAGCGGCGGGCCAUCGGCUUCGAAAGUCAGCAGUCCCGCCAUUCCCAUGACAUCCAGCUCGCAUGACUGGGACGCUAUCUUCUCCGGUCUCGACUCGAGUAACAGCAUAGUCGACAAGCCGUCCAACCCUGCCGUUGAAAACGCAAAGGUGGGGUUCAUCUCCAUCGAGCAGGAGAAGGACUCGCAACCUCCCAAGCUCGCACGGGCUCUGAGUGCGGGCAGCGAGCACGAUGAUCCGAUCCUGAAACGGUUGACGAGCAUGGGGUUCCCGAGGCACGAGGCAUUGGCCACUUUGGAGAAGUAUGAUUAUGACUUGGAGAAGGCCGCUCAAGAAUUGGCAACUUCUGCAGCAAAAUGAGAGGCGUCGAGUUUGGCGGAUGGUGGAUGUGCUCGGUGGUAGUAAUCAUGUUGCGGUUUUUUUUCAGCCAAAGUACGAUGGCCGUUCAUUUCGCUGUGUCUAGUUUUCACGAACCAUACCCUUCCUAAUGAGCACAAAGUUGAUUGAGCGUCUGUAGCGAAUCCGAGGCCCAAGUCCAGAUCAUUUGG
Eremomyces bilateralis CBS 781.70 is the source of this 4650-nucleotide messenger RNA. RefSeq lists its product as uncharacterized. Gene Ontology annotation, cellular component: plasma membrane; cytoplasm. The record is from RefSeq and is a predicted model, not a curated record. The coding region runs from base 329 to 4462 and encodes 1377 amino acids. Gene Ontology annotation, molecular function: calcium ion binding; protein binding. NCBI's taxonomy places the organism in Eukaryota, Fungi, Ascomycota, Dothideomycetes, Eremomycetales, Eremomycetaceae. Gene Ontology annotation, biological process: endosomal transport; endocytosis. The transcript has 7 exons.